CUCAGUUAUCGAGUGUAGGAUUAAUCUGAUAUCAUACACAUAAAAGAACCACGAGGAUUCUUCUGAAUAAAAAAAUUCAAAAUAUUUCACUAAUCAUGGCAGUGAUAAAACUUAUUAUACAGCAAUGUAUAUUUCUGCAGGUAUUUAUCUUAGUUGCUGAUUCUAUCGAAAGCAUAAAUAUGACGAAAUGCAUCUUCAUUACCAAAAAUAAACAGAAUGUUAAACUUUCAUGUGGACUUAAAGAAAGCCUAUACAUCAAAGAGGCAUUCUAUGGACAGUUCAAUACGAACAGUGGAAAUGAUGGUGAAUGUGAUAAUGAUGAUUCCCAUUGUAAACAGCGUAUUGCAGAGAACCUGUAUGAUUAUGCCAACCUGAGGUUUCCAAUGCCUAAAGAUGUAGCUAUAAGUGGUACCUGCACAGGAAGAAAAUAUAUGUUUGUAGAAUAUCAAUGUAUAAGUAAUCAAAACAGUCAUUCCCUUUGUGAUGAAAUUGAUGACAAAGCACUACAAGUCAUUUAUCUGAAGAACAAUAAUUUCCCCAAUUUUGACACAGCAAUCAAGGGGUCUUGCAGCUGUAUAAUCGAAGCACCACCCACAAACACAAUACAAAUCUACAGUUUAACAGCUGAGGAAGAUAAAAGAACAAACAAUUUUUCUAUAACUGAAAAUGGAAUGACCCGUUAUUCUGAAAUGAUAGCAGAUAUGCCAAAACUUGAGAAAUUACAGAAUGGGACAUUAUUAUAUGAGAGUUCAGGAUCUAUAGUUCUUAUAACAAUGAAGCAAAGAAAGAGAUCUAGGCGAUAUAAAUAUUAUUUCACUGCUAAAGCAAAUAAUGAUACUUCAUUGCUUAGACUGACAUGUGGGAAUACAGCUGAAGUUUGGAAAAAAUAUGAAUCUAUAUUCACCAUUAAACAGUCAUCAACAAGUGUGUUGUCAUCAACAUCUAUUGUGAUGUCUUCAACAACCAGCUGGAUGUCAUUAACAGCUAGCAUGAUGUCAACGAGCAAAGAAUCUGGUAUCCUAGUACAAAGCACUGAUCAACUAGACUUAGGUAUGAUUAUUGGAAGUGGACUUGGUUCCUUACUGUUCAUCCUCCUGGUUGGUAUUGCCGUGGUAUAUAUUUCAAAGCAAAGAGGUAAAGCAGAUAGUGAGCAGGAAGUUAUUACAGAGUCAUAUGAAACUCUUGACCUCUCUGAUGUUAACCAAUAUCAAGAUAUGAUCCCACACGUAUACAGUGAGCUGAAUCCAAUGACCCUUCUGGACCCACAACCAACCUAUGAAAACACAAUAGCGCAAGAUUCAGAGCCUGCUAAUGAAUAUGAAGUUAUCAAUUUUAAUACUGAAACUGAUACUGCACAUGACAGAAAUGAUGGAAUUGUUUGUGUUGGUCAAGAAGAAGUGAACUAUGAAAUAGUAUCUGGUGGUGCCAAAAUGUUGAAUAAGGAUAUAAAGCAGUGAUUUCCCAGGGCGCAAAGUAGUAAUUUCACAUAUUUUGGUCAAAAUAUCUCGACAUUUCAUACAUUUGGAAGGUUUUUGAUAGAGUGGAAUAUAAUUUUCAACAGAUAGCUAAAUUUCCCGCCAUUUUUCAAAAACAUAUUAAUCUUUUAACACCACUGUGAAGAUUAAACAAAGGACGUUCUGUUUCAAUAGUAAAGUGUCAUACCUUAUGUGCCAUUUAAAUGCGUUUUAGCGUGUGCAAA
Molecule: messenger RNA, 1699 nt
Organism: Owenia fusiformis
Lineage: Eukaryota; Metazoa; Annelida; Polychaeta; Sabellida; Oweniidae
Source: the annotation of a GenBank genome assembly